This is a messenger RNA of Rhodamnia argentea, 1794 nucleotides long. Its product is annotated as transcription factor bHLH68-like. Gene Ontology annotation, cellular component: nucleus. Gene Ontology annotation, biological process: regulation of transcription by RNA polymerase II. The transcript is spliced from 8 exons. Bases 347 to 1453 code for a protein of 368 amino acids. The record is from RefSeq and is a predicted model, not a curated record. Gene Ontology annotation, molecular function: RNA polymerase II cis-regulatory region sequence-specific DNA binding; protein dimerization activity; DNA-binding transcription factor activity, RNA polymerase II-specific. Lineage: Eukaryota; Viridiplantae; Streptophyta; Magnoliopsida; Myrtales; Myrtaceae.
CACAAAAGGGUUCUCAUAGCUCAACGAGUCUCUCCACCUUUCUCUCGUCUUUCUCUCACAGUCUACUUUACUUUGCAGCACAUCACUUCCUCUAUUUAAUCAGAGGCCCAAAAAACCUCCCAACGUUUUCCACAAAGUCUAGCUUACACACUCCUGGUUUCACUAGCCUUCGAGAAAGAGAGAGAGAGAGAGAGAGUGAGAGAGGAGAAAAAAGGAGAAAAAGAGAGAACGAUAGAGAAGAAGCAGAGAGAGAGAGAGAGAGAGAGAGAGAGAGCAGAGAAGUGAUCAAGUGUGAAGUAUUUGUGCAGGCUUUUCCUUUUCUGUUUCUUGGGUUUGAGAGAGAGGCAUGAAGCAAGGUUUUUAUUUGCAGAGCUCAUCACCAGUGCAGCACAUGAUGUCCGGAAACCCUAAUUACUGGUGGAACAACAUCAAUCCUCCACCACCACGCUCUCCUUUCUGCCAUUCUUCUUCUUCCUCUCCUAACCUCUUUCUUCAAUACCCACCCACUUCUUCUUUCUCUUCCUUGUUUUAUCUCAACCCUUCCUGGGUUGAUAAUAGUAAUAGUGUUAACCAAGACCAGCUUCCAGAGUCAUUGAGCCAACUCCUCAUGGGUGGAUUGGUUGGAGAAGAAGAUAAGAGUAGUGGGAUGAUGAAUUACUUUCAGGAAAAGAGGGUGGAGGAUUGGGAGGAGCAGCAAGUGCUUCAGCAAUCCCCAAAUGAUGCUUCUGUUCUCGACAAUCACCAUCGGCAUCAUCAUCAUGUGAAGCAGGAAGAUUCAGCAAGCAGCUACAGUAUGUACGGGCGUGCAACAAGUGAUCAUCAUGCUCUUGAACGGGCAACAAACAAGUCUGCCUGGACUCAUCAUCAUCACCAUGCCAUGAUCCCUAGUUCACCUCCCAAGUCAUGUGUCACCACUAGUUUCAGCAGCAGCAUGCUGGAUUUCUCAAACAAGAAGCCAGUUAAUAAGAGGCAAACCCCACCAGAUCUAUCCUCUGAGUGUAACAGCAAUGCAACUGGUGGGGCACAAAAGAAAGCUAAGGUCCAGCCUUCUUCAACCGGCCAAUCCAAUACCUUCAAGGUGAGGAAGGAGAAAUUAGGAGACAGAAUCUCAGCCCUGCACCAGCUUGUUUCCCCAUUUGGAAAGACUGACACAGCUUCAGUACUAUUAGAAGCUAUUGGGUACAUCAGAUUCCUUCAGAGUCAAAUUGAGGCGCUCAGUUCACCCUACAUGGGCAGUGCUUCAGGAAAAAUGAGGCACCAUCAAUCUGUUCGAGGGGAGAGGAGCUCAAUGUUCUCUGAGGAUUCGGGUCAGGAAUCCAUCAAUGGAGAGCCAAAGAAUGAUUUGAGGAGUAGAGGACUGUGUCUAGUCCCAGUCUCAUGCACGCUCCAAGUAGGAAGCGACAAUGGAGCAGAUUACUGGGCCUCUGCUUUUGGAGGAGGCGGACUAGGAUGAGACCUUUUUUUAAAACUUGGGGGGUUUUAAGGAAAAUAGUACAGGAAGAGCUUCAUGAUCAUGAUCAUGAUCAAGUGAUAUAACAUCAUGAGCCGUCAAUCUGCUAGGGAAAUCAAUAAAUCAAUAAAUAAAUAAAUAAGAAUUGGAAAGGCUGAUUGCUCAUGAUGCCAUAUAUCAUGGUGAAAAAAGAAGAAGAUGGAGUCAUUUCGUGCUGUGUAUCCCGGGGACAAGGGCAAAUGAAUUAACCUAGCUCAUCCUUUCAAUUUAGUGGUAUUUUCAAAUGCAUUUUUGCUGUAAUUAUUAUGCUUAGUAAAGGUAUUAGCAUUUCAAUUUGCAAGUCA